Molecule: messenger RNA, 27511 nt
Organism: Amoebophrya sp. A120
Lineage: Eukaryota; Dinophyceae; Syndiniales; Amoebophryaceae
Source: the annotation of a GenBank genome assembly
UCAUACUGAAGAUGCUCUCCUAGGACCAUACGUGCUGCUGCAAUAGAGCUUCAACAAAAUCUUAUAAUUUAUCUCAUUUCAAUCGUGAUCACACACAUCCACAUUUUUCAAUUUACACUUCUAAGAUCAUCAUGUCAUGCGCUUCUGCGGUCGGGUCUGACACCAGUCUCUCUCCCUCGCCGCCGCAUCUGUCGCAGAAUAAUUCCUGCACGAGGACCAGUAAAAUUGUUCUUGCGGGGGCGAGGAGGUGUUGUUUAUUUUCUCUGGAACUACACCAAAUUACGAUUACCGGUCGUAGAGGUCCUCGUCGUGCCAGCACGUGCGUCGGCGUGGAAGCAGAAGCUAUUGCGGAACGGGAAGUAGAGACAAGAAAUAUAAUUUCUCUAUGCCUUCCCGGCCGCGGCGGUAAAAACUACGGGAAAAUUUACUCACCGUCGAAAUCUACGAGUAUUUCGCGAAGUAGCACGAAGAGGGCCACACCUCCAGGGCGGAAAAUUAUCAAGGUUUUCGUAGGACCUCGAGUGACCGCGGUGUACUACUGUUUAUCGCGGCCGCCGCACGACCAGGAGCGUGUCGUUUUGUUUUGGGAAGAUAUGCAUUGCAAAAGUAUCGUACUCGUAUAAAUGCAUUACAAAUUUCCUCAGCAUGAGAAAUAAAAUUUGUAAUGCAGAAGUACCUUAAGAAAAAAAUUUGUAAUGCAUGAUUGCGAGGCGAGGCGAUGGGUUACCCGGUCGGCAGAGCCGAUCCACACGAACGAGCGAAUGAUUGCGAUUACUACGAGUACGAUACUUUUGCACAGGAUAGAAGAAACCGCACAAGGACCAUCAUGCUCGACCUCAGCGUGUGCAGUUUGAACCCAAUUUUGGAGCUGCACGGGCAGGAGAUCAACCAUCUGGCGUUCGGCACCAACAAGGAGUACAAUUUGGAGGUGACGGUGGUUUCGCUGCUCGAUAAGCAAAACACCCCCAUUGCGGUGGUCCAGGACUGCAGUUUAUCCAAGAAAAAAACAGUGUAAGUGUACUUUCUUGGAGGAUUAGCAUGACAAAUAUCUCUCGCAUGACAGCAAAAACCUGUCAUGCGCAGAUACUACGUGAAAACGCCCUUUAAUGAACCCUACGACGCACGCCAAGCAUGACAGACGCAAUCAGCUUGAAUGUUGCGCAUCACAAAUUUACUCCCGCAGAGGGAGCGAAAGAGCACGGCCCGAGCAAUUGAAACUGUCUUGAUUUGCAUGAAAGGGGCCCGAAAAUGAAACGCUCAGCGCUCCCCGGAAUCGAUUCAAAUAAAACGCGAACGCCUGCCGGGGCGGUUGGCAAAAGAAAGACAGGGAAGCGACCAGAGGCCGGCGCCUUGGGGACGGCGACGGCCCUCCCGGCGCCUGCGCUCCCAGGGCGUGACAAAUAGCAGGCAAGGCGGCCGCCGCAGCCGGCUCUGUCUUCCUUGUGCCCGUGCCGCGGCCGCUGCGUAGUUGUGUCGGUUGCCCUGAGUUUCAUUUCGUGCCGCCCUGCGAGAAUUUGCGUGGCUCUGGGCGAGCGGGCCGGACGCCCGUGGUACGUAGGGGGCGCCGAGUCUCCGCGUCCUUGCUUGGUCGCUGCGCCUUUGCCGCGGUUGGCGCGCUGCUCUGACGAGUUGCAUGCUGCGCCGCCCCGCGGGAAUUCGUCUGGCCCUGGGCGAGCGGGCCGGGCGCCAGUGGUAGGGGGCGCCGAGUCAGUCUCCGUGCCCUGGUCUGGCCGCCCUGUCGUUGCGGUGGUUGGUUCGUGCCUCUGAGUUGCAUGUCGCGCCGCCCCGCGGGAAUUUGCCUGGCCAUAGGCGAGCGGGCCGGGCGCCAGUGGUAGACUAGAGGGCGCCGAGUUUCCGUGCCCUCGCUCGCCUGGCCUUUGCGUCUUUUAGCUGGGUGGUUCGUAUGUAGUGAGGUCGCCGCACGGCUCUAGCCAGCCAGGGAGUUUUUUUGCCAUAUACCGUGAAAAACGGGCGGCAGUUUUCAAUCGGCCGGCGGUGUUUUUGAACAUAAAAAGCUUUCACUUGUCAAUCGGCUCUGGCUGACCUGGCACCGAAUCGCCAGCGGGUUCUAUCGGUCGCCGAUCUAAAAAACGACGCAGAGGAGUCAGCAAAAGGGGCGCCAUUCUGAGGCGCCUGGCGCACCUAAUUCCGCCGAUUUGGGGCGCCCUAAAAGGGGCGCCGAAAAAGUGCGAAGGCGGCAAAAGCUUCGAAUCCGCAUGCUUUGCGCGCCAUUUUUGGCCACUUUUCGAGGUCGCAAAGACGGCCAAAAAAAUCGGGCAUCUGUAAUGUGGGGAGCAAUCCAAGGCGCGCGACUUUUCAGCAAAAAAAAACAAAAAGCGGAAAGCUCGCCAAAAUCUUAAAGCCAAUCAAACAAUCCGCAUGCCAUUGGCCCGAUUUGGGCGGGGCGCCCAGGGGGCCGGGCUUGGUGGGGGCCCUUGGGUGGCUAUAGCACUGGGCAGCGCAUCACAAGGCGAUCCUUGGCAAAUACCCACGCGCUCGGUUUCGUCGUGAUCUCGUGCUGUGUGGGUUUGUCGCUUUCGAAAUUUUUCCCGACAAGUAUUUUGCUGAUAUUUCAACAACCGAGCGGCAUAGCUUCAACGCUUUAGCUGCGCAGCGACGGUUAGAGCGACGACUGAAACGCAAGCCAUUGAACGAGAAACAGCAGCAAGCUUACGAUCGUGUCAGCGAUAUGGUUGGACGGUUAGCAGCGUACAAACUACAAAAUAGCGCGACGCAUGGCGCGAAUGUUGAGGCGGCUGCGACGUCUCCGCCGCUGAUUUUCCCGCCGCAACACAUUCAGGGACGACGGGGCACAGGCAAGACGCACCUCGGAAGAUGUUUGCGAGACAUGGCCACGGGCGCUGGCUUGCGGGGUGUGUGCUGCGCUCCCAGUGGCGCUGCUGCGCGAUUAUAUGGCCUCGAUGCCCAUACCAUUCACGCGCUCAACAACAUGGCACCGACACGAACUAAACUACAGCCGGAUGGUUUAGCGUUUGAAGAUAUUGCGACCCCUACGGCCGAAAACGAUGCAUAUUUGCGCUCGUUGGAUUUUGCAUUGUGUGACGAAAUUCAUUCGGCGCAGGCGGCGUGGAUCUUCGAACUUGACGCGGCGUUGCGGCGUGCGCGAAGCAAUCCCGCGCCAUUUGGUGGCGUCAUUUUUGUGGGGAUUGGCGAUCGGCGUCAGCAGCUUCCCGCAUUAAACACGGCGGGUUUUUACGGAUCACGCUCGCCAGUCGCUCGCGCGGAUUUGCUAGCCCAUUCAGUGCAUGCCGUUUCGUUUUUGAAGAAGCCCGUCGCAGAACUGCACCAGUUGGGCAAAUUGGAGCGAAAAAACGCGAACACCGAGCAAAGUUGGGCCGAUUUCGUCGAAACCUUGGCAACGGAAUCGCAAGACAUUGACUUGCACAGGUUUGCGCACGUUAACAAAAUAACAGCAGCAGAGCGCGUCGCUUUGUCACCACGCGCGCAAAUUUUAGCCGCUACGCAUCACCAAUGCCGUCGCUGGAAUAAACUCGCUCUCGAAACGCAUCGCGCAUUCAACCCCAGAGCUAAAGCAGUGACAUAUCGCGCAGAAGGGCGCUGCGAGUAUGCUCCCUGUGGGAGUAUCUGCGAAACAGUCCCCGGAGACGAUUGCCCGCCUAUCGACUUGGAGCUCGUCGAAGGGUCUCGCGUGGAAUUCUGUCGGCGUUAUGGGUCCGUCGUGAAGCACACGAAAGGCGUCGUGCGCUAUUUAGGGCGUGACUUUGUGUCGCUCGAAGUUGAAACCGAAGGCGAGGCCGACACACUUGACGCGGAGCCAUAUACCAGCAUGCUGCUUGUGCCGCGUCUGCCUAUUCAAGUGGUCGACGCUUACGGGGAAGAGCAUCGGUAUUUGCAAUGUCCCUUGCGGCUAGCUUAUUGCAAAACGUUCCACGCCGUUCAAGGCGUCACAGUAUCAGGCGAGUCGUUGCUUGGCUCAGAUGUCGACGCGUUUACGCAUGGGACGGGUUAUGUGGUGUUCGGGCGAGUUGAAGACGAGUCGCAAAUUAAAACGGUUUCGCUCAAUGAUGAGAGGCCGGAAAAGCUGACCAACAUAGUGUGGCCGGAAUUUCUCGCGUGAGCGCAUCCCGACCCGUCUGAUCCAUACACCGAAAAACACACGGCAACGCUUCAAACGUCGCACCUUACGCGCUUGCUCGCUGCUCCUUUCUGCGCGAUUGUGUUCCGGGAUGCUUCGUCAGUCCACUGUUCUAUUUUGUUGCUCAGCCGACGACCUUGACAAUUUGAAAAACCGCGCGCCAUUGCUAAUUUUCCAGUCCGCUUGUCGUGGUCGCAGCAUUGUUUUGAGGUUUUUGAUCUGAUUUGUGCACCGUUUUGCGCGUUUUGCUGAGAACCGCCCGGCUUCGGUGCCAUUUUGUACCGUUUCGCAAACUGAUGGCGCAACUUGCGCGCAUUUUGAUCCAUUUGCACCAAUAUGAGGCAAGUUUGCGCGUUUUCGUGCUUUUUGCAUAGCUUUCGCGGUCAUUUUGCUGCUUUUGUUAUUGAAUUAAGCCAAAGCAGUGCCAUUUUCGCCGUUUGCAAUGCUACUGGCUGCAUUUGUUGCGUUUUUGACUCGUUUGCAAUUGAACUAAGCCAAAACAGUGCCGCUUUUGCCCGUUUGCAAUGCUACUGGUUAUAUUUGUUGCGUUUUUGACUAAUUUGCAAAUGAACUAAGCCAAAACAGUGCCACUUUUGCCGGUUUGCAAUGCUACUGGCUACAUUUGUUGCGUUUUUGACUAGUUUGCAGCGUUUUCGAUGUCAUUUUGCACGAUUUCGCAUGCUAUUGACCUAAUUUGCGCGCAUUUUGUCCCGUUUGCUUUACAAAAACGCAGGCCCGAGCCGCAACAAUUUGCGAAAUCUCGGCGAAUAUUCGCGGACUUUUUUGCCGUCGCAUUUUCCUCGAUUUGGACCGUUUUUCGUGGCUUUUGCCAUCGUUUUGACGUUUUUGCAUCGAUUUUUGCACCAUUUUGCACGUUUUGCAUCGAGAAAAAUUCAGCGAUUUUCGGUUCGUGUCUUGCAUGUUUCGUAACAUAAUUUAUAACACUAACAGCGUUUUUUUCUUGGAUACAGUUCGGGAUCGAAAAACAUCUUUCCGCUGUCCCGGGCCAUAUCAACUUUAAAAAUGUCUGGGUCUGGAAAUUUGUGAUGCUAAAAGUGAACGAGAGUUCCACUGCAAUACGGAGCCAAGCAUGACAAAUUUUUUGGGCUCCUAUGUGUUGCGUGUGCCGCAUGGCAAACUGCGUGCUUGCAUGACAGAAAAGAGGACCGCUUCGUGCCCAUGCAUCACAGAUUCUUGAGUCAUGUCAGACACGCAUGACAAAUGUAGGAAUCUUCCAGACCCAGACAGUUUUACAUUUGAUAGGCCAUCCGGCACAACCACUGGUCUUCCUCCGCGCAGGGUCAUGGGGGCAACCACUACGGAGCCAAUCCUGGCGAAAUUGACUACAAUGACGCCAUCAUUCGCAGCACGAUUUGGUCCCGGGUCAUGGGCACGUCGUCAAACAACCGAAGCUAUGCAUUGCAAAAGUAUCGUACUCGUAUAAAUGCAUCACAAAUUAUUUCCUCAGCGUGAGAAAUAAAAUUUGGAAUGCGCAUUUAGCUUAAGAACAAGAUUUGUAUAAUGCAUGACUGCAAGUACAACUAGUACGAUCCUUGUGCACAGGAUAGAAGCAACAGCAGGCGCGGUUCGAACGCUGGGACCACGUCGAAUCAGCAGUCAUCCCGGAGCAGGAGUCUGUCGCCGGCGCGGUUCAUUUUCGGUCGAGGUGCUUCCUCCGCGAGCUCGUCGGUCCGGGCGACAACAAAAGGUGGGAAAAACAAGACGGCGAUAUUGUGAGGAAAAAUCCCCCCUCCCCGUAUUGAAAAACUACGUUUGCGAAAAUUUGUGUUGCUGAUUUGUGGCCACAAAUCACAACUGUCUUGCAAGAAGCCAAAUGCAGAAGCUUCCGCCCCAUUCUGGAAGCGAUUUGUCAUGCUGGUGGGUCUAAAAGGCAGCCGCUUGCAAUGCUGAACAACUAGACCCAGACGCCUCUGCCUAGGCUCGGCAUCUGGCCGCAAUGCCUCCCUGCAAUACAAACCGGAUUUGUGUACACAGAUCCAGCAUCAGUGCUGCUGCGCUAGCAGUUGCUCUUCGAGAUGGAAGCUGCGCUGGACGAAGUCGAGGUGGAGCAGCAUUGACGGAACUGGGCAGCGCGCGGCCUUCGCACCAGGAGCGGAUGCCGAUUACUCAGCUUUCUUCCCGGGGGCUCCGGGGCUGACCCAUUUGUGUCGGUGCGCGGACCAACCCAUCUGCGUUGAUAGCGGCACCCCAUCCGCGGCGUUCUGUGUCUCCCGUGCGCCGGGUCCUUUGCAGCGUGCGUUGCCUUCUUGCUCGGCUCGGCCUGUUUUUGGUGUCGCGUCGGUGGGUGCGCGUCAAGCUGAGGGGAGUGGAGCGAGAUGCGCGUUUUGUGCUUGGGGCUUGUUCGACGGGAUUCUUUUUGCGCCGAGGAGUUCUAGCUCGUGACAUGCCGCGUGGUCCCGCGGACUCUGUUUUGUGCCUGCUCGUGCUCGGAGAUGACGUUGCUGUAGCCGCUGGAGAUCGCGGCUUUCCAUGAUUUCCUACGAUGCCGCUGGUCCUACAAGAGCCCUUUCGCCUUCAUCCCAGUGCUGUCGUUGACAGACCUUGGGCUGAUAAUCCCGUUGCAGGAGGUUCGGUCCUUGGCGCGUCUUCGCCACCGGCAGGAGUCAGGAUGGGUAGGUGGGUCUCCUCGUUGUUGCUUGAGCUUGCUCAGGUCUUCGCUGCAUUCGGUGGCUGGUGGCCGCUCUUGGGUCUCAGGUGUGGGUCGGAGUUCGUUUGCCUCUCGUCAGUCUGGACGGAGUGCUCUCGUUCAGCCACCCCCCGGCGGUCGACUGUCGGCGAUCUGGCCCCCCCAGCUCAUGAUUGCAGUGUUGGCUGGUGAUGACGAGGUUGCGGACAGUUGACUUGUCAUCUGUCUGGUUCGCCCAUUUUGCUGCCACGACUGUUUGGUCCCCGGUCCCCUGAGGCGGGGGGAUACGGGUUACCUGGUCGGGAUGUCGCGCGGAAGGUGUCUCUCACGUCCCUAGCUCUUCGUACUCGCCGCUGAGUACAGUCGAGCGCCUUGGUUGAUCGCCACACUGUUUCAUAGUGCUGAAACGACCCGGCUUUCACUAGGGGGAGCAUUCGUACACUUUGUGCCCUCCGGGACUAUGCCUCUGCUUCCGUCUAAACUGAGGGGUCCACUUAUCCCUCUCGGUAUUCGGUCGCAGGGAAGGGUUGCCGGGGUCUCCCUCGCAUCGGUUCUCGAUGUCGGGUGUGAGUUUGUGACUGCGGGGGCAGUGGUUGGCUUAGGUUUGCGGAGUACAUCUGAAAAGAGGCUCCCAUUCCUUCUUCCAGGUAGCGAUCCUAGAUCGCUGCCACGCGGAGCCACCCCCGUAUUUCACCCCCAGGGGGUUGUGGACCUGGCAAAACCGAUGAGUUCGGGCUGCUGACUGUUCCACCUCUUCCGAGUGCGAUCAUGUUACGCCUCACGCCUCACAAAUCCAGCAUCAGAAAUUCCGUUUUGAUAUGGGGAGGGGGAUUUUUCAUUUUGAUAGGCGACGCCUGCAGUCCUUUCCAGGGCGGGCGGUGGGGAUGAUGGUAGAUUUGCGCAAAUAAAUGCUAGCGCAGCAGCAUCUUCUUCUUCGCAGCAGCAACAGCAGACGACAGCACAGUAUGCCGAAGUGGAGCAGCAGAUUACCGCGCUGGCGUUGACGCCGGACUGUUUGUAUUGCAUCAUCGUCUACUUGGAUGGGUUCGUGGACGUCGUCCGAGUGCUGGAGGACUUCGGCGCAGCGACGAGUGCCACAAGUAUCCUGUGCAAAAGUUUCGUACUCGUAGUAAUCGCAGUCAUGCAUUACAGAUCUCCCUCUUAACCUACAGGUACAGCCGCAUUACAAAUUCAAUUUUUCAUGCUGAUGGAAUUUGUCAUGCGAUUUAUACUAGUACGUGUACGAUGCUUUUGCAUUGCAUAACAAGCAGUGGGGGCCAAGUUACAAGGGAUCAACAUCAGCAGGAACAAGGAGCAGAACAGCACCUAAGCGAGCCGAUCCUGCCGUUCUUCCUGAACGACGUGUUUCAAUCGAGCUACUGCGACGACUUUGGCCCGCCCAGCUGCUGCUGCUGUUACGAUGUGAAUAGAAACAAAACUACCGGAAGAAGAACUUCUACGGCGCCGAACAACGGCGCUUUUCACAGUGCUGCCACCUCCAAGUGGAGGUCAAGCGGGCAACUACAGGUGGGAGGAAGUUCGUAUCCUAAUGGCUGCUCUGCAAACAGUAACAAGUCCGCGCCGGCUCUUUAUUCCAACGGGUCGCAAACCUACACGACCGUUGCAGAAGGUGGAGGUCUCAGCGCCUCAGCGGCUAGUAGUACUCAAAAAAUGGAUUCUUCCGGCUCCUUCACCCACCCUGGGGAGAACAGCUGCAAGAAGGCCGAGCCACUGUAUCGCGUUUUCAUCGGGUCGCUGUCCGGAAAUUUGGUGGCCAUCGACCUGAUACGCAUUGCAAAAGCAUCGCACUAGUAGAAAUCGCAUUACAAGUUCGGUGAGCAUGACAAAUGGAAUUUGUCAUGAUGAAAAAUGGAAUUUGUCAUGCUGUUUUACCUUGGGAUGGAAAUUUGUAAUGCAUGAUUGCGAUUUACACUACGAGUGCGAUACUUUUGCACUGGAUACCUGAAAUCCAGUUCGGUUAUGGAGAAAUUUACGAAUUUUCCCGGCCCCGUAUCCUGAGUAAAAACGUCCCCGCCCCAUAGUCAAGGUGCUUUAAAUUUGGUCUUUUCCAGUACAUAAACACCCCAUAGUCAAGGUGGGAACUUUGCAUCACGAAUCCAGAAGCUUUGGGAGUUACGCAUGACAAUUUGUAGGCUCUAGCGUAGUUCUGUUUAGCAAGCGAAGCCGCAUAGGAAAUCCAUCUCCUCAUCCUGUUUACAGCAUUAUAAGUUCGUCCAGAACACAAUUGGAAAUGGCUCUCAUGGGGAUCCGGCGCAUUACAAAUGCUCAUGUAGUUGCAAGGCUGCAUGAUUAUAUGGGAGGGGAACGUUUUUACAAAGUAUAUCCCGUACUGAACAUGCAGCUCGUGGAGGAGAACUCCGCAAACCAGCAGAUUACGGACCUGAUGAACUUGCAGAAGAUCUGGCUGUAUCUUGUGCAAAAGUAACGUACUCGUAUUGCAGUCAUGCAUUACAAAUCUUUUCCUUAAAGUCAACUCGCAUUACAAAUUUUAUUUCUCAUGCUGAGAAAAUUUGUAAUGCAUUUUUUUAUACGAGUGCGAUACUCUUGCAGUUAAUUGGCUGUUCCUCAAAGUUGGCGAAUCUCUGCUCCGUCUCGAUGUGUUCGAGGAGUGCGAGGACGUGAGCGCGGCGGCGACCGCGGCGCCGCUGGGUUCCACUACAGGGUCCGAACAACUGGACAUAUGCAUUGAUGCAGCUAUGUCUUGGUCUGGAAAGUUGUCAUGCUAUCUUGCCGAAGAUAACAGAGGCUGAGGCACGUCAAUGUGUAGCUAGGCAUGUUGACAAGUUUUCUAACGGCCGUCUGUUGGAGACAUAGCGCUUCUGCAACACACAGGAGCAGCGUUGCUGCGCGCCAUGCAUCACAGCUCGCCAACUCCGCGGGGGCGUUGCGGGUAUCUCCCUAAAACACCAAAACCGGCACAAAUUGGGCCGGCAGUCCGGGCAAUUGCUCACCAGCCGGCUUGUAUGGCGAAUAAGGUGCUCGACGAAGGAAGAAGCAGGCAUGCAGUUAGCACCUCCGGUUGGUAGAGCGAUCGGCUACCGAGGCACGUCAGGGGGCGUCGCUACUUCAAUUCAAUUCAAUUCAAUUGCUAGCGAUGUGAUGUGAUGUGAUGGAGCGGCGGCGGUGGCCUCUUACCAUCAAGCUCGAACGGCCGGGGCAGGGAACAACGCAAUGCUUUGCACCACGGGCAGACGACUACUAUCUGGCAGUGUGGACGCCUCCGGACAGCAGCAACUGCCCAACAUGCAAACACUAAGUUAUCAGCUUCUUACCCUACGGACCUGCUAGACUUCUCCUCUAACCCACUGGGGCGCUUAUGUAGCUCGGCGGGCCUGGGUGCAGCGCAUAAAAACUCCUGCUGCCUAAGCUACUUUUUUGCCCAAGUUCAUAUGGAACUUCAUCUUUUUUCCGUGCUUUGAGCUUUUUCUUCAGAACUUCGCGCUUUUUGCUUUUAGUUUCUACUGUACUUUUUGAAAACAAAAAAAACAAGGGUCACUGAACUACGCACCUUUUUCCUUACUAGUAUACUACACGAAACUACCUCCCCGCGAAGCGCUACUUGCCGAGCCUGGUUACUGCACCUGAUCCGCACAGAUGUCUCUACAAAUGCAAAACCUAACCUAUGGAAGGGCGAUGCGCGGAAUACUAACUACACGAACGGGCAAUAACUAAGGAGGGCCACGGCACUACUAUACACAGUUUUCUAGUGCACGACCGGCACACCCGCGAACCUCCGCCCGACGCCACGACCACCGGCACAACGGCAGCGUGAGGGAUGGACUAUUUUAAGCCUUUUUUUUGGCAUAGAGAAAAACAUCCCUUUUCCUUCUUCGCAGUGCGUUUACGGAGCUAACUACUCGCCCGGCGCAACGGGUGGCGCUACAAAAAACUACCUGCUAACACUGCGCGUUUAUUCCUAAGACUACUUGUGCUGUGUGCUUUAUUUGUCGCUUUUAAUUCUACUUCUAGCGACUAGCUUUGCGUGGUGCUCCCUGCAGCUGCAGCAGCUUCUGCAACUAAAACCGCGACCGCUACUGUCCAGCACCACGGCAACGCUCGGAGGCCGGCAGUGCCCAUCCGUCGCCGUUCCAUCGCUUGCACCGUCCCAACACAGUCAUGUAGUAUACCUGAUAUUAAUGAUUGUGUAGCACGAUGACAGGACAGUUGACCGACAGCGAAUAUAUCUGCAAACUAGUCAAACACUGCAAAAUAUAUGUAGUUCAAGAUGGAGACGAAGAAGACAUUUAUGCACAACGCAAACAAUGAAUAGGUAAAGAAAGUUUAUCCAUACUCCACUUUAACCACACGCACAUACAAACCCCCGACGACAAACAAGCUGUGCACGGCCACGGUCUGUGGAAGCUUUUCGAACAGAGACUCCUUGCCACGAGUGCCCGUUCCGCCGCUCGCUGAAAAAACACCACGGCGCGCUACAACUCCUUCUGCGGUCAGCUUGCUCCGGGCACGGUCCGUCGUCGAAGAUCCUCCGGCGGUGCGCGGAGGUCUUGGCGAGGUCGGUAUGCGCCACAGUGCCUCUGGCGGUGGAGGGAGAAACCCCCACCGGUCGUGUCGUGCUUGCCCUUGUUGCUGCACGGCCUCGCACUAGAAGUUGCCGGAGGUUGGGGCUUGGCGUAGGUGACGUUCUUCCUCGGGUCACAGAGCUGCACGGUGGUGCCGCGUGGAACCAUCUUGGGUGGCGGCGGCGGUGACUGUCACUAGCAGCUUAAAUGAAUCUAGGGCGCAGCCGGCUGCACCCGGCUGCCUACAACUACUCUCCAGGGACCCCGUGCAGAGGGCCCCGCUCUCGACAGGUUUCUACUAAGUUAGGCUCCUUGAGCCAAAAAUUAGCCGAUCAUAACAUCCAAGUCUUGCAUUCUACUUCCAGACCCAGACACAUGCUUGCAGUGGAUAGGACAACGCCGCAAACAACAUUCAAGCGUUACUGACCGCGCCACUAAACGCCGCAGCCGGGGUAUGAAAAGGAAAAAUCCCCCCUUCCCAUAUCAAAACAGAAAUCUGUGAUGUGGGCUUUGUGUACACAAAUCACACCUGUCUUGCAGGAAAGCACUGCACGCAGAUCGCAAGCCUAGGGGGGGCCUUUUGGUGUAGGAACCUAGCAUGGCAGACGUCUGCCCUGUAGGCCCUGCAGCAUUACAAACCGCCUGAAUAAAAAGUAUCGCGGCGGACGCUCUAGAUUUGUCUUCUGGCAAGACAGCGCAAAUCUGCAUCACAAAUUUCCGGCAGGACAUGUUUUCAAUAUGGGGAGGGGGGGACUUUUCCUUGCAAUGCGGGGCGCUAAGCUCGGCGGCGGGUGGCAGUGCGGCGUCGAGGACCUCCUCCCAAAGCAGACCGAAGAGGAUAUCCCAAAGAAACAAAGAUUGCGGGCAGGUCAGAUUUGUAAUGCAAAAAUGAAUAGACAAAACAAUCUGUCUUGCGUGUCCUAAACAGCAUGCUAUGGCGUUGCCCAUGACAGAUUUUUCUGCGUAUUUAUUUUUGCAUUACAAAUCUGCCCUGCCGGCUUUUUUCUGUGUCAUAGAGGAAGAAACUGCUUAUCGACAUUAUCAAAACAUGCUCAGCUGUUACAAUCUCAAAAACGUUAGUACAAUUGAGUCUGGAAUUUGAUUCGCAUGAUGAGCAUAAUAGAUGACCCACAGGGCACUCAACUCUCUGAAAUACAAAUUUACUCAGAAGAUUCUAGUGCGGAGUUUUGGGGCUCCAGAAGUUGUCAUGCGCAAUCCUGUGCAGCGAGUAGGCUAGAUCAUGCACUUUUUCUUGCGUCAGCACGAGUCUGCAGUUUUAUGGUAACCAAUUGGAGAUUUUUGUAGUAGUUGAGCAGGGUAUAGACGUCGCGGACGGACUGAAAAAGCACCGCAGACAGAAAAUCAAGAACACGGAGGUGGUCAGCGGAAUCCACGCGGGCAGGAUGUUGGUCUGCAGCAGUCCUAGCUUCCCGCUGAAGCCGCUGAUGCAAAUUCCGCUUUGCAAAGUGCCGUCGGCAAGCUGUAGUACUAGUGCCUCUGGUACAACUAGUACAAUGCCACUGCAGCUUGAGGGGUCGGCAAGUCUUCUACAUCCUGUUGCGUCUCAGGCAGAAGUGCAAAAAGCCAUAGUGGCGGAACCACCAGGACGAGAGGUUGUUACAGCCGCGAAAAUAGUAGAGCCUCCCCCCGGAGUUGUGUCGGCGGCAGCAACGGAAGUUUUAAAUGGCCCACCCGCUGCCGCUCCAUUGGAGGAGAGUUCAUCAUCCUCUCAGCUGGGUCGUGACAAGGACAAGCCAACCAUCUGCGAGCAAAUGGAUGGGGGUAGGGUCAUCAUGCGCCGAGAUGAUGAAGACCCUGUCGAAAGCACCUCAACUUUGGUUGCGCACGACCACAGGGAAGACCUAAAAGCACCUCCUGCUUCAGACGAGGAGGUUCUUCUUGCCAUGCAAAACGAGAACAACAACGAGGAAGGAUUGCACGACGUCGCCGCAGGGUCUGCUACUGGCAAGGAGAAAGCAGGGUCAGGCGCCUUCUCUGCAGAGCAGAAGAACGGAAGAACUGCCGCCACCUGCGCGACAGGAGGUGGAGCUUCUGCGCGCAGCGCCGACUUUGCUAUUGGUAGCGAAGGAAAUUAUAACCGGGGUAGUAAAGGUGGUGACUGCGACUGGAAAGAAGAAAGACUAGUAGUACAACCCGAAGUAGCAGCAUCAGACACAACGUCACAAGAUUAUCUUCACGUAGAGGACAGGAUCAUAUCGAGCACCCCAGCCGCCUCUGACGUUAUAACGUGCUCAGGUGUAGUUACAAUUUCAAGCGUUACAUGUCAUGCAAAAGCUGCUUGAUCUGACUUACGUAUCCUCACAGGAACACGCAUAACAAGGUCUGGACUUCCAAACCGCGCAGUAUAAUCUGCCGAAAUUUGUAUGGCAGAAAGUGAAGCGCUGUGCUAGUCUGUCAUGCUCAUCAUGCAAUACAAAAUCCAGACUCUAUUGUAACGUUUGAGAUUGUAACGUUUGAGCGGGUCAUAGACGUUGACACAGUUUUUUCGACAGAUGGCAAGGAAACCAGUUAUUCUCACCAGACCAGGAGCACAAUAAACAACUCGAAGGAAUCCUCUGUCACGGAAACCUACAUUCUGAAUCAGCAUCAAAUCAGCCCGCAGGAGGAAGACGUGAAAAGUUCAGCCCGACACGGGGAGGAGGACCAGCAAUAUUCCAGUACGCAAGCGUAUGCAUUGCAAAAGUAUCGUCCUCGUAUAAAUGCGAGUCUAGUGAACCUGUACAAACGGGUACCCCUGACGGUACGGGCCCUCUUAUACAAAAAAUGUACAUGAGUAAACACGAAAAGUGUACAAAGAAAGACUGAAAUUGUAGAAAAGAGAAGACGGACGGUCCUGUGCAACCGGGCACCUCCGAACACGGAUUUGUCUAGAAAAUAGCGAAAAAAGAGAUGAGGUCAGGGCUGGAAGAUGUGAGUGGAUAGCGCGCGCGCGCGCGACUUGAUGUGAGUGGGAACGCGGGCGCUGCAGAGCAGGGCGGGGCAGUGAGGGCAAAAUAGCUUCAAAGAGGGGCAAGGGUAUUUAUCUAGGCGAGCGACGUGCUUGGCUAUGGCGGCGUCGUGCUCACAAAGGCCUGUAGAUUUAGUGACGACGGGCGCAGUGGCAGUGCGCGGUGUUUAGAUAGUCGCCAUGCAGAGUUGGGUCCUGUACAAAAGGGACCGACCUGUUAAUCGCGGGGCCUCCGGAGUUUCCCGCCGGGCCUGUGUAUUUGGUAACCCUGUACGGUGCGAGCGGGUACCUUUGGCGGCCCAUACGUUUGUAUAAAAAAUGCAGACUUCGGCUGUUUUCCAAUAGCAUAAUUUGUUUGCAGGUGCCUGUUUGUACUGGGGGCCCCGUACAGUGCGGGGGCUCCGUCCCCACUGAUACACUAGCAUUACAGAUCUGCUUUCUUAGCUGAACCUGCAUGACAAAUUUCGUUUUUCUUCUAGGAAAAAUUUGCAAUGCAUCUAUACGAGUGCGAUACUUUUGCAGUGCAUAAAGCGCGAUUGAUGACGCCCACCAUUACCUUCGACUUACACGACUUUGCCCGUGAGGAUCACUUUUUUGAUGCAGAACUGGGCAGCUCCGCAGGAGGAGACACAGCAAAAAUCCCGGAGGAAGGAAGACCGUCCGAAGGAGGUUCUUGUACUGCUUCUGCCACCACCUCAACUACAAGCGCAGACGAACGCACGAGCAGAAGAAACAGUGCGGACGAGAUCACGCCGAAAACUUCAAUCUACUCGUAUCGAAAGGAAAAUUCCCCCCUCCCCAUUUCAAAAUGAAACUUCUGAUGCUGGAUUUGUGUACGCAAAUCCGCGCUGUCUUGCUGGAGAGCACUACAGGCCCAUACUAAGUGUGAGUAGAGAGGUUUUAGCCUGGGCACUUAGCAUGAAAAACAUCCUCGCUGUAGGCCCAACAGCAUGACAAACCGCCUGCCCAAUGCGGCGGUUGUCUGUGGAGUUGCCUUCUUGCAAGACAGACGCGAUUUGUGACCGCAAAUCAGCAUCACAAAUUUCCAAAAGUGUACCUCUUCAGUAUGGGGAGGGCGGAUUUUUCGUAUUGAUAACUCGAGUACCGCGGAGAAGUUUCCGGUCCUGGUUCGGAAGAGAAUCGUACGGAAGACGAACAAACCUCCGGGUGGUAUAUCAAAUGUAAAAGUGUCUGGGUCUGGAAGAUUGCGAGAUUUGUCAUGCUGAUCUGGCAUGGCUCUUAAAUCUGUAUUGCGUGGCCACAAACAGCCUCUGUCGCCUGUCAUGCAAAAACUCAGUUUCUCAUGCGAAAUAUGCAGCACAGAAGCACGAAGCAACUUGUCAUGCUUGGCGGCGCAUUACAGUGCAUUUGCUAUUGACUGACUUGCAUCACAAGUUUCCAGACCCAGACAUUUUUGCAUUUCAUACGGUACUACUAGCGGCAGCUACAAGGGCGGCGGUCCUCACCAGGUUGAUCCUCACCAGGUUCAUCUGGGAGCAGACAACAGAAGAAGUUCUUGCGGGGGCUCCGCUGGCUUGUUCGGAGAUAUAAUGACGUCGUCAGCUGCGACAUCGUCGCGAAGAAGCAGUGUGGUGGAGCGAAGCGACGGGCGGGGAACAAACUCGGAAGUGAUUUCUUCUAAAAACAGUCGAGCGGGGCGGGCACUCAAUCAUUCCGCCGCUGCACAGCACACGCGACCCAAAAGUGCUGAUGAAAAGACGGACCCCACUGAUGAAGGUGCCGCACCAUCUACUACCCGUGAAGAGCAGGGUGAAAAAACAUUUCUCGAAAAUGUAAAUGCGCAGCUUAGUACCAGCGAGGAGAAGGUGAACGCCGCUGGAAUUAUUGUGUCUGAAGGCGAGAAGGGUCGAGAUCGACUAGCAAGUAAAAGUAGCAUUGAACAGCAAAGCCAGGAGGUCGAUGGAGGAAAUGUUGCAGAUGAAAUCAGAGAACCCAAUCAUGCGCCGUCGGCUUCGAAGAAGAACAAACAGGGAAAAGUAAGCACUGCAGACGAGGUCAAUACAACCUCUCCACCUGCAACGCCAGCAGUCUUGGUGGCGCGCGAGGAAGUGGUUUCACCGGUGCUGGUAACCCCGCCCGCUUGUCCAGAGGGCUCUCUACUUCCGGUAAAGGCAACAGCAGUGCCGCACGAACCCCAAGUGCGGAAAGCAGGAGAGCCAGCCACUGCAAUAGACCACCGGGAAGACCUACAGACGGCAGAAUCUCCAGCACAGAAAGCUGUAAACCCGACGAAACAGGUAGAACAAAAUCAAAACCAGCCACAGCCGAUGAUUCCAACGAGGGGUGGGGGCUCUGCUUGUUCUAGUACGAGCAGCAGCAGCAGCAGCAGUAGACCAAAAUCCGCGUCCGCGACGAAUAAGACCAGGGCCGUAUCACACAGAAAAAAACUGGCAGGUCAUAUUUGUAAUGCAAAAGUAAAUAGACAAAAAAAAUUGUAUUGCAUAGCCUAAAUAGCAUGCUAUGAGGUCGCCCAUGACAGAUUUUGCUGUGUAUUUAUUUUUGCAUUACAGACAUGCCCUGCCAGCGUUUUUCUGUGGGAUAGGCCGCGCAACUAGCAAGCCAGUCGAGCAUCACGGACGUUUUGCUCUUGUCCGAGGGAUAUCAAAAGUAAAAAUGUCUGGGUCUGGAAACUUGUGAUGCUGGGUGGCGUCUCAUGAUGAGGCUACUAAUGCUGGCUCAGCAUGACAAAUUUCUGAGCUCCUAGGUGUUGCCUAUUCUGCAUGACAAACUGUGCUUCUGCAUCACAGAAAAACGGAGCUCUUAGGUAACGUGCAUGACAGAUUUAAGAGUCAUGCCAGACAAGCAUGACAAACAUGAAUUCUUCCAGACCCAGACAUUUUUACAGUUGAUAAGGGAAGUCUCGCACUGGUGAUAGCCUCCGAACGGAAGAGCACGAAACUGUUUCUGCAAACCGCACAGGGAGUCCGGAAUGUCGUGAUACAAACCCUCUUAUCAAAGUGAAAAAAGCCCCCACCCCAUAUUGAAAUGACAAUUUGUGUUGCUGGAUUUGUGUACACAAAUGAGCUUUCUAUUGCAGCAAGAGCCUAAGAGCGUGGCGGCAUAUUCUAAUCCCAUUUAGGUACAACUACGCGUACGGAUCCGGCUAGCAACUGAGCAUGAGAAACAAGUCUGACAUAUGCGAAAACGCAUGACAGACUCGCUGUACAAUGCGCCACGACAUGGGUGCCAUUUGCCUGGUACGCAAGACAAAGCUGAUUUGUGGUCACGAAUCGGCAUCACAAAUUUCCUAUUUGCUAUGGGGAGGGGGGACUUUUCCUUACGAUGCCUCUACAUCGAGGAGGCGCUGCUCGGCGCCUGCCUCGGCCCGGGGAACCUGAACGAUGUGUAUCGCAGGAAAAAAGUGUUACAGUUACACAUUGUCAUGCAAGACUGCCAACAGAGACAACCUUUCUCAUGCAGGAAAUGCUUCGGAGCUUCGUUUCCUUCCUGUUUUCCCUUGUGAUCUGUGCAUUACUCUACCACACAGAGAAAAUUUGUGAUGCAGAAACUCCAACACGUGUGUAACUGUAACACUUUUUUGUCGGGAUAAUGUGGGGGCCGCGGGAAGUAGUGGUUCGUCAUCUGAGAUGAAUGCAAUGAAUUCCUAUGAUUUUUCCGCAGGAACAAGUGAUGGCCAUCAACUGUCGCCGGGCGGGGGCGGAGCGGUUUUUGGGCACCAAGCACUCAACAAGCCGCGGAAGACCAUGAGCUUUGGGAUUGAAGCAGGGGAGGAAAGCACGUGGGUACUAAAGGGCUAAAGAUCAACUUACAUUUCGAUCAACAGCAUUGCGACCAGAAAUACUUCGCUUCCGUUGCAGCUUUUCGUUUGUGGCUUUAGUUGAUUCAUCCCAUUUAAUAGAGGUUUUUUUUGUAGUACGAUGUGGCACGACUCAACUACAUGCAGUUUCAAUGAUACAACAUACACACAGGUCACGUUGUGCAUCCUCUACACGGUUUCGCGCGUUUUCGCUUUGAAGGCCAGCCGCGCGCACUUGCGUUUGACUCUGGAAGCGGUGUCGCUCGACUUGAUUUCGCCCGCGCCGUUGGAUCUGCUUCCCAGUGGAGCAGGAGGAGGUGCGCGACUGGUCAACUACCCCCUCGAGGACCACGGUGUUGCAAAAAACGCGUCGCAAAAUAAGGUGGAUCACCUCCUACAACUUCACAAGAAGAACAUCAAGGAAACUUCUUCUACGAGCGACAAUUACUAUCUGUUGGACAAGUAUUAUGGAGAGAAAAAAGUUUGUCACAGUCACCAACUUCCAGGUUUUGCAUUACAAAUUUUCUCAGCAUCACAAACUUUCCUUGUAUUGCAGAAACACUAGGGAAAUCCCUAAUGGAGUUUGGCUGUGAUGCAUUUUUACGCAUGACAAACAAUUGUGUAUUGCAAGAAUGCGCAUGAGUGAUACGAACUUUUUUUCUUCGAUAAGUAUCUGCCCUACCUCUGUCAGGCCUUCCAUUUCGACUUCGAUCAGAUUCUUCUGAAUGCGGGCAAGCUGGCGGAGAAUCUUGGCGUGUGCUUGCGGAUUUGGUCGAAGCGCGAGGAUAUCGAAUGCAAAAAUGUAUGGGUCUGGAAGGUUGGUACUUGUCAUGCUAAAUCUGAAUCAUGCAAAAAUCUGUGUUGCGUGAAUGAUUCCCAAAUGUUGUCCAAUUUUGAUUAAGUUGAGAGGCAGUUUCUCAUGCAGAAUAGGCAUGAUGGUGAUCUCACGGAAUCUGUCAUACUAGGUCCUCCAUUACAGAUCAUAUGGGUCAUGGAUAACCUGCAUGACAAGUCUAGCAAAGUUCCAGACCCAGACACUUUUGCAUUUGAUAGAGGACCGACACGUCCCCCUUGAGGUGUUACAGGAGGCGCUCGUAUGGAUUGCAAACAUGUCAAGGUCGGGAAGGUUGCAGCUUGUAACGCUGUUAUCUUUGGGUCCCAAAGAAAUUUGUAUUGCAUGACCAGCAACAGCUGUCCAGUUUGUGUUACGCGGAGAAGGCAUUUCUACUCAUGCGGAAUAGAAGGCAUGAUCAGGAAGCCGAAGCCCUCUAAAAAGCUGUGACGCUAGAGCAUGCAUUACAGGCAUCAUGGAUCUUCAUACAAAAUGCGCAUGACCAGACCCAGACAUAGUUGCAUUUGAUAGCUCGGGUACGAUGUUGAUUUGGUCGCGAAAGAGCUGGUGAAGGAGUUGCUUCUUCUCAGCAUCAUCCCGUAUCAAAUGUAAAAAUGUCUGGGUCUGGAAGAUUGCUACAUUUGUCAUGCAUGUCUGACAUGGCCGCUCAAGAAUCUGUGAUGCAUGGGCACGAAGCUGUCCUCUUACGUGUCAUGCAAAAACGCAGUUUGCCAUGCGGACCACGCAACACAUAGGAGCCCAAAAAUGUGUCAUGCUUGGCUCCGUAUUGCAGUGGAACUCUCAUUCGCUUUUAGCAUUACAAGUUUCCAGACCCAGACAUUUUUACAUUUGAUAUCCGGGAUCGUACUACCAAAGCUACUUCACGCAUUGAUGGCAUCAUGUCUGCGGGCAACCACGCGUCGCAAGGGGAGGAAAUCGCAGCUGCAGAAACGAGCUCUACUACUUCCGGUCGCGCCGCCGGUACAGAUGACGUGGAGGCUGAAGAGACGGCGCAGGUCAAACUACCAGGUAAGGGCGAUCAAAUCGGCGAACAACAACUUGCAGGUCGUGGCGCCGCGCCACACAAAAAUGAUUCGGUUGGUAUGAUAUCCUCUCAACAUCUUGUAAAUGCAACAGCUACGCCUGCUCACGACCACCACGAGCUAGGAGUGGGCCAGCACGAUAUUUCGAUUCUCGAUGACGUGUUAGAAAUCCUGGAGGACCACUGGCAAGACCCCAACCUGUACGUGGUCCGGCUGACGCUCUACACUUGCGCCCUGAAGGUAUUUUUCUCGCACUUUCCGACGCGGGAGUGGCGGGGCGAAGUGGAGGUCGCGGCAGAGAAGGCAAGAACUUCUGCCUGUAGUCGUGCACCAAAUUUUGAUAUUGAGGGUACUGGAACAAGUAGUGCAACAGCCGCUGGGAACAAUUGCAAGAAAGCUACUGCAGCUGCUGUUACUGCUGCGGGGGCAAUAAAGCCAGAUUCAGCGAGGGAAGAUGAUUACAAUACGGUGGGCGUCGAAACAGGGAAUGAAAAUGAUGACCGUGGACAAGAACAAGGCGUGAGAGCAAAUAGGUGCACUACCAUCGUGAUUGGCAUUUUUGUCCUAGAUAAGACUGAAAGUAGAAAAACAACCACCAACGACCUAAGGCUGAAAGUAGCAAAGCACGAAAGUAGAAAACGGACCAUCACCCACCGCCACCCACCGCCGCCCACCGCCACCUACCGCCACCCACCGCCACCCACCACAACGCUUCCCCCCCCGCUGCUAUGCUAUCGCGCUUCCCUACUCCCCGCCGCUUAUAUGUGAUUUGCUGGGCAUAUUGCGGCCCUUCUUUUUUUUUAUUUUUUAAAGAAGUAAUAUAGCAGCAUCUGUGUGCGUGGGUCUGUAUUUGGGUAGAUCCAGAAACCAGCGCAACCCCCCGCAACCCCCCGCAACGCUUCUCCCCCCGUUGCUAUAGUGCUUCCUCACUCCCUCAAGCUUAUAUAGCGUCAAGGUUUUCUUUUUUUUUUUUUUAAAGUGAUAAAGUAGCGUAAGCAUGUACGGGUAGGAGGCUAUCUGGGUAGAUCCAGAAACCAGCGCAACCUCCCGCAACCCUCCGCGGCCCUUCCAUCUCCACCCGUUGGUAUGGUGUUGCCUUACUCUCCCCCCGCGCUCCGGGGCGAUCUAAAUGCAGUCAGCUCAGCCAUUAUAUGCAUAGGCACAUAGACACCUGGACAAACACCCUCGGCACCGUGCUAAGCCGCUUGCCUUAUCGUGCAACGCCCCCCCGACGCAGUUCGGACGCUCUCGGUCGCAGUUAGAAACUCGGCAGCCAUGUGAUUUGAAAGGAAAAGAAAAACAAAGAAAAGAAAAAAGAAAGAGGGGCGAAACACUCUGGCAGCGUGCUAGUUCGCUUGCUGUAUCGUGCAAAGCCCGACGCAGCUCGGGCGCUCUCGCACUUAGAACCCCGGCAGCCUCGUGGGCUGAAAGGGUGAGAAAGGGAAAAAAAAGAAAGAAGAAAGAGAGAGCGGCGCAACUACUUUCUCGGCAUCGUGCCCGGCGUUGUUCGGAUGCUCACGCACUUAGAACCCCGGGGGCCUGCCUCAUGAUUUGAAAGAAAGAAAAAAGGCAAGAAAAGAAAGAAGAUGGAGGAAAACAGCUUGGGAAAAGAAUCCGUGCUCUUUUCUGCCCGGCGCUGUGUACGAAGAGCAAAAACCUUCCCCCGGUAAGGAUCUCGACAAGUUUCCUUGGCGUUUGUGCAGCCUGUUUGCCCACACUAACAUCGAAAGAAGAAAGAAACAAAAGGGACAAACCCUGCAGCUUCUUGGGAGCAGCGUGCGCGCUUUGUCUUUUCGAUCCUUUUCUCUUUCUCUUUCUUCCAAAUCGCACGGCCGCCGAGGUUCUAAGUGCCUGCGGGAACAUCCGAAGGACAUCGGGCUUUGCGCGAUAAAGCAAACGGCUUAGCAUGGUGCCGAGAAUGCCUGCCCCUUCCUACCUAAUAGGGGCGGGAAAUGCAUAUAGCUCCGCUCGUAGCCAUCUACUGGCACUGGGUAGAUCCAGACAACACAGCAGCCCUGUGCUUAGAACCCCGGGGGCCUCAUGAUUUGGGCGAAAGAGAAAAGGCAACAAAAGAGAGAAGAAAGAAGAAGGAGAAAAGCCCACUGGGAGCAGCAUCCGUCUUCUUUUCUAUCAGGCACUGUCUACGAAGAGCAAAAACCUUCACCCGGUAGGUGCAGUCUGUUUGUUCGCACUAACAUAGAAAGAAGAAAGAACAGGCGAACCUUGGAACUUUUUGGGAGCAGCGUGCUUUUUCUGUUCUAUCCUUUUCGCUUUCUUUCAAAUCGCGAGGCUGCCGAGGUUCUAAGUGUGGGAGGGCGUCGGGCUUUGCGCGAUAAAGCAAACGACUUAGCACGAUGCCGCGAAUGCUUGCCCCUACCUAAUAGGUGCGACCAAUGCGUAGAGUUUGUAGCCAUCUGGAUAGACCCAGACAACAUAGCAACCCUGCGCAACCCACCGCAGCCCUGCGCAAGCCUGCGCGACCCUCCGGCCCCCGCCCCCCCGCUGCUGUGGUGUCGCCUUGCGUAUGCCCGUCCCUCCGCUAUGUAUUUUAUGCAUUUGCCGCUACAGCGUCCUGAGUAUAUAGACACAGGCACACACACACACAAGCAGACCAGGGGGGGGAGAAGGGUGGCGGUGGGUGGCGUUGGGUGGCGGUGGGUGGCGGUUGGUGGUGCAGGUAUGCGGCCGGCUGUCUACCUCUGGGUGGUGUGGAUAUAUAUCUAUAUGUAUAUCGUGUAUCUACCGUAGAUACACGAUAUACAUAUAGAUAUGUGUCUAUGUUUACGUAGACUACGUAAACAUAGACACACACGCACACGCAGGCACACAAGCAGACCAGCGGGGGGGGGAAGGGUGGUGGUGGGUGGUGGUGGGUGGUGGUGGGUGGCGGUGGAUUCGUGUGCUAUGUGUAUGUCUAUAUCAUAUAGAUAUAUAUACAUGUACAUGUAAGCACAGACUUUUCUAAUAUGCAUAUCUGCAUAUGCGGGGGGGGAGGCUCGCGCGCACGUUUUCGGCCCUCGGUUCUUUUUCUUUUUUCAAAAUUGAGAAACACGCCGGAGACCCAUUUCGCUGCAGUUCUUGCACAAGUAGCAAAAAAAUGCCAAUCACGAUGGUGCUGCACCUAUUUACUCUCAUACCAACAACAAGAAACCACGGCGCCAACGAAGAACCCUGCUUCUCUUUCCCUGCCUCCCCUCACCUUCACGAGGGAAUGGGUGGCUGAGCAAUUGGAGGAGUUUCUGGAGGCGGAGGUAUCUUUCGUAAAAGCGUUCUUCCCGACGCCGCAGGGUCAUCAAGAUGGAAACUCUGCAACACAAAUACGUUCAAUCUUGGGAGUCACGCAUGUCAAAGCUUUGAUCUGUACGACUAGUCAUCAAGUGCCGAGUACUAGCUGCUAGGAGGGCCGCAUCAAAAAGACGCGCACUUAUCCUGUGUGCCGCAUUUUUACAAUCUUUUACAAAUUCCGAAACACAAGUAGAAGUGGCUCUCUUGGGGAUGCGCAUUACAAGUCGAUUCUUGUAUAUGCAAAUCUGCAUGACAACUCUGGUUUGGGGACGUUUUUAUUCAGGAUACGAGGAGCAGACGAGAGACCAGUUGUUUGAGGAGUUCUAUUGUGAGGAAAAAUCCCCCCUCACCAUACUGAAGCGGUAUGCAGCUUCUAAAAAUUUGUCAUGCUGAUUUGUGACCACAACUCCGGUCUCUCUUGCAAGAGGGCAAAUCCAAAGAAUCCGUGGUAUUUUUAUGCAGGGUUGUUUGUAAUUAUGCUGUUGCGGCUACAACUACAUGGCAGGCCUCUGCUUUGCUAAGUGUCUACAGUUGUAAAACACCCCAGCGCGGCAACAAAAUGAGGCUCUAGCACCUGCAGCGUCUCAUUGCAAGACAGAGCGGAUUUGAUGUGUACACAAAUCCAGCACCAGAAGUUUCCGCUUCUAUUAUAUUGGGAGGGGGGGCUUUUCAUUUUGAUGAGUUCUGUAUCGACGUUAUCACCAAGGCAAAGCGGUCGCUGGGAUUCGACCUACCCGUCCGCGAACGGUUGCUGCGGGCGUAUUUGGGAAGCAGCGGGGGAGCAACAAGUACAAGUAGUGGGCCGAACAAGGGCGGUGCUUACCUGGUUCCACACGGAAGGAAGCCACUACUGCAACAACCAGAAACUACUGCUGGUGCAGGCGGAGUAGUUGGUCCAGUGCUGACGCUGAGCAAUUCGCUCUCAACGUUUCUGCAGGCACUGAUCAUUGGAUGUUUCAUCGAAAGUCUCGAGUGCGGUUUGGAAACUGGUGCGGAAGUGGUCAGAAGUGUGGUGACGAGGUUUAUUUCAUCUUUUUCUGCAGCUGGUAUCGGGCUGAACUGCGGUCAAGGAAUGAUCACAUCAGAAGUAGAAGAUGACGGAAUUUUGAAAAACGGUUCAAUUUCUCCACUCCGCGAGGACGGUAGUGGAACGAAACAUCAACAAGAAGUAGAGAGAGAAACUUGCCUUGCAGGCGGAGGAACUCCGGCUCGUCGGAACAAGCACGGGACGAACACCAACGGCGCGGCGGCCGAACCUCCGCAGGAGGUGCGCUAUGACCAGGAGCAAGCUUACGCGGUGUUCUGCUUCACCCUGUACAUGUUCUUGAAACGCAUACAGCAGGCGACUUCGGCUAAUGGAAGUGGGAGCGGCGGCGGAGAUGCCAGCACGGGGAAUAGUACAACCAAUGAUCAUCGAGGAACGGACAAACAGAUCUUUCACCUCCUUGUCAAAAUACAGGAAAUUGUGUUAAUCGGCCUUGAAGAUUUAUUUUCCAGCACAAACAACCUGCCCGCAGCCACAUCAACUACGCAACAAGCGGAUUUGAAGAUUUUCCCUCAUUCCACCGUGCUUGCGUUUUCGCACGACAAAGAGCUGUUUUUACCUCGCGAAGGUAAUGGCACGGGGUCACCGGCGUCGCAUAUCGAAAGGAAAAAUCCCUCCUCCCCAUAUCAAAACGAAGUUUGUGAUGCUGGAUCUGCGUACUUGCUGGAGAGGACUGCAAGCCUACAGCAAGCCUGAGUAGGGAGGUUUUGGCCUAGGCGCUUAGCAUGGAAAACGUCUGUGCUGUAGGUCCAACAGCAGCAUCGUUACAAACCGCCCGCAUAAUGCGGCGAAGCCUGUGCUGGGCAACCUUAGUGCAAGACAGACGCGAUUUCUCUGGCCACAAAUCAGCAAAGCGCAAAGCUCCUUCGGGGACGUACCUUGUCAAUAUGGGCGGAGGGGGGUUGUUUCCUCGCGAUAUCGCACGACAGUAGUGGUUAUGAACUGCAAAAGUAUCGUACUCGUAUAAAGGCAUUACAAAUCUCCUCAGCAUGAGAGAGAAAAUUUGUAAUGCGGAUGUACCUUAAGCAAAGGAUUUGUAAUGCAAGAUGACUUGCAUUUAUACGAGUGCGAUACUUUUGCACAUGAUAGCGGUCUGACCUCGUACUUAUCCGAGGAGGAUAUCAGGGAUGUGCUGGAUUUAUCAAGUGCAAAAAUGUCUGGGUCUGGAAGGUUCUGAGACUUGUCAUGCAAAUUUCGCAUGAGCCAUGAUGUCUGUGAUGCAUGCCCUAGCAUCAGAGUUUUUUUGAGGGCUUCUUGAUGCCUAUUCCGCAUGACAAAUGCCCUCUUCCCGUAGCAAAAAUCGCACUCCCUUCGCUGGUCAUGGCAAUGAUCAUUGGGAGCAGCAGAGCGCAGCAGGACCCCGAUGCAUUUCCCCUGUUUUAGCUUAGAAAUACGCAGUGCGCCGAGUAUGCCACUACCUCGACCCCUCAAGAAAAGAAGUAGCCCCCCCAACUACAAACUCGCCGUCCGCGAUCAGGAUGCGAUGCGUACUAACCAACAUUGUGCGAACCGAGAUCCCGCGGGGCACAGGGUCUGGGCGGCUCGAAGCAGAACGCGCAGCACAAGCGGGAGACAACACAUCCAAAGGUGGGGAUGGUCUCAGGUCGUUCUUUCAGGUUCGCCAGGGGUUGCGUCUCGCUAUCAGGGUUUCGCCAACUCCGCGGGGGCGUUGCGGGUAUCUCCCUAAAACACCAAAACCGGCACAAAUUGGGCCGGCAGUCCGGGUAAUUGCUCACCAGCCGGCUUGUAUGGCGAAUAAGGUGCUCGACGAAGGAAGAAGUAAGCAUGUAAUUAGCACCUCCGGUUGGUAGAGCGAUCGGCUACCGAGGCAUGUCAGGGGGCGUCGCUACUUCAAUUCAAUUCCAAAGACAGCACUACAAGUUCCAACCUUCCAGACCCAGACACUUUUGCAUUUGAUAGGACUCGAUCGUUGAAGAGACCUCCGAAACGUCGCAUGUACAACAUGUGCGAUUAUCAAAUGCAAAAAUGUCUGGGUCUGGAAGGAUCCGAACUUGUCUUGCAGAUUUUACAUGGCCCGUGACGUCUGUGAUGUAUUCCCUGGCAUCACAGAUUUUCCGAGUGCUGCUCGAUGCCUAUUUCGCAUGACAAAUGGCGUCCCCGCGUAGCAGCAACUGGACUCCUCUUGCUGGUCAUGCAAUACAGAUUUUUCUAGAGUCCAAAGUUAGCAUCACAAGUUCCAACUUUCCAGACCCAGACAUUUUUACAUUUGAUAGCGAUCUGCUGUGAACAAUGAUCUUCACACGACGAGCAAAGACCAUAUGAAUUGCAAAUAUCCCUGGAUGUCUGGAAGAGUGCAACUUGUGAUGCGGCAUUUGAAUGCUAGAAAAUAAUCUGUAUUGCAUGAGCAGCAAGAGAAGUCAAAUUUGGCUACGCGAAGAGGGCAUCUGUCAUGCGGGAUGCGCAUCGAUGAUCCCUCAAAAAACCUGUGAUGCUAGGGCAUGCAUCACAGACAUCGUGGGUCAUGCAAAAUGUGCAUGACAAAACAAGCGCACUCUUCCAGACCCAGACAUGUUUGCAGUGCAAAGAGCACACAAGUGCUCCGGCGAGAACUGUCCGCGAUGUGUGGCAGAUUUGCCUGUCGAUCGCGAAGCACGGCGUUUCUUUUGAUUCUACUGCCGCUGACGCUCUCCACGACGAACGAAUUUGUCGGGUGAAUUUGCGCGUUUUCUGCCUCGCAAAACUCGCGAAACAUUUUCCCUGGAUCUGGAGUGACUUGCCCUGGAAAAAGUCGUUUCGGCUGAAGUGGUGUCAGGUUCUGUUGCAGGCGAGCGCAGAAGACGAGAACAGUGUUGUUGGAACCGGAGCGAGUCAAAUGGUAGUGAUGAACUAGUGACGCGUGGUGCGAGGUGGACGAUGAUGAAUUUGAUUGAGCAUUCUUUACUGGUGUUGAAAAAAUAUUUGGCCGCAAGUAGAGGAAAAUUUUGAGCUGGUGGUCGGUCCACCCCCACCCCGCAGAACCUGAAGAAGCUUUAUUUAGGAAAAAACUGUGAAUACUAAUACAAUUACAAAACAGCAUUUUAUCUACCGUUACGAUUUUUUUUAGCAAAACCAAAAAGACGUGGUCGUCUGCAGCAAAGUGAAGAAAUUUGAUAAAAGUCAAGACACGAUACUGGAUAAAGAAUUUGUCGUGAAGAAGAAACAAGUUUGAUGAAAACUAUUAACCCGAAGAAUUUUGCUAGAUACGGAAAUUAUUAUGAAUGGUAACUCAUGGACUGAGGUUUUUGCUUGUCGCAU